Passer montanus (Eurasian tree sparrow) is the source of this 3157-nucleotide messenger RNA. It is a transcript of the gene COG4, whose product is annotated as component of oligomeric golgi complex 4. The transcript is spliced from 20 exons. The record is from RefSeq and is a predicted model, not a curated record. NCBI's taxonomy places the organism in Eukaryota, Metazoa, Chordata, Aves, Passeriformes, Passeridae. Bases 437 to 2575 code for a protein of 712 amino acids.
GGCGGCCACAGCGCCGGGGCCGAAGGCGCCGCCGGGCGAGAGCGGCGGCCCCGCCGCCUCCGCCCUGUCCAUGCAGCGCAUCCAGUCGCUGACCGAUCUGGCGGACCUGGAGGCCGCCUACAGCCGGCUGUGCGAGGAGGAGAGGGGUUUGAUACGGACUGAGCCGUCCCUGGGUCGGUGUCGCCUCCGCGGAUCCCUGAAUCGCGAGCAGCCUGGAGAUGUUGGGAUGUCGUGCGCUGGAAGCCCGGCCAGGGGAGGAGUUUGUGGGUUAUCUGACUUAAAAGCGGUGUGAUGAGGAUUCCAAAACCGAUGCUUUCAAAUAGGAAAAAAUAGACUUAGAGGGUUAAAGAGAGCUUAGAAAGGAUUGAUUUGUCCUAAAGUCGUGCAGGACGAGCUGGACGCCCUCCUGGAGCAGCAGAGCACCAUAGAGAAUAAGAUGGUUGCCCUGCAUCGCAUGGGCCCCAAGCUGCAGCUGAUCGAGGGGGAUGCCCAGCAGCUGGCAGGGAUGAUCACCUUCACCUGCAGCCUGGCCGAGAACGUCAGCAGCAAAGUCCGGCAGCUCGACCUGGCCAAGAACCGGCUCUACCAGGCCAUUCAGAGAGCUGAUGACAUCCUUGACCUGAAGUUCUGCAUGGAUGGAGUUCAGACAGCCCUGAGAAAUGAAGACUAUGAGCAAGCAGCAGCUCACAUCCAUCGCUAUCUGUCUCUGGACAAGUCUGUGAUUGAGCUCAGUCGUCAGGGCAAGGAAGGGGGAAUAAUUGAUGCCAACCUGAAACUCCUGCAGGAAGCAGAGCAGCGUCUGAAGACAAUUGUUACAGAGAAAUUUGACACAGCUAUGAAGCAGGGAGACCUGCCCCAGGUGGAACGGUUCUUCAAGAUCUUUCCUCUGCUAGGCUUACAUGAAGAUGGGCUGAGCAAGUUCUCUGAGUACCUCUGCAAGCAGGUGGCCAACAAAGCAGAAGAGAACCUGCAGCUGGUGAUGGGGACAGACAUGAGUGACCGUCGAGCUGCUGUCAUCUUUGCAGACACCCUGACACUCCUCUUCGAAGGGAUUGCUCGCAUUGUGGAGACCCACCAGCCCAUCGUGGAGACCUACUAUGGGCCAGGGAGGCUCUACACCCUCAUCAAGCACCUGCAGGUGGAGUGCGACCGGCAGGUGGAGAAGGUGGUGGACAAGUUCAUCAAGGAGAGGGACUAUCACAGGCAGUUCCAGCAAGUCCAGAAUAGCAUGAUGAGGAGUUCUUCUGCAGAGAAGAUUGAACCAAGGGAGCUUGACCCCAUUUUAACAGAAGUCACUCUGAUGAAUGCCCGCAGUGAGCUCUACUUGAGGUUCAUCAAGAGACGAAUAAUAGCUGAUUUUGAGGUGGGAGAUGCCAUGGCCUCAGAGGAGGUAAAGCAAGAGCAUCAAAAAUACCUGGACAAGCUCCUCAACAACUGUCUGCUGAGCUGCACCAUGCAAGAGCUCAUUGGCUACUACAUCACCAUGGAAGAAUACUUCAUGAGGGAGACUGUCAACAAGGCUGUUGCCAUGGACAGCUAUGAGAAGGGCCAGCUCACCUCCAGCAUGGUGGAUGAUGUGUUUUAUAUAGUGAAGAAGUGCAUUGGGCGUGCUCUGUCCAGCUCCAGCAUAGACUGUCUCUGUGCCAUGAUCAACCACUCCACCACUGAGCUGGAGUCUGACUUCAGGGAGGUUCUGUACAACAAGCUGAAGCAGGGCUUCCCAGCCACGACAUUCCAGGACUUCCAGAGAGGGGUGACCAGUGCUGUGAACAUCAUGCACAGCAGCCUGCAGCAGGGCAAGUUCGACACCAAAGGCAUUGAAAGCACUGACGAGGCCAAGCAGUCCUUUCUGGUGACCUUAAACAAUGUGGAAGUCUGCAGUGAAAACAUCAUGACCCUAAAGAAGACUUUGGAGAGUGACUGCAGCAAACUACUUAGCCAAGGAUUCGGGGGUGAGCAGGCACAGGCCAAGAUCGAGAGCUGCCUCUCGGACAUGGCUGCUGUCUCCAACAAAUUCCGGGACCUGCUGCAGGAAGGUCUCAAUGAGCUCAACAGCACAGCCAUCAAACCCCAGGUGAAGCCAUGGAUCAACUUAUUCCUCUCUGUCUCCCACAACAUUGAGGAGGAGGAGUUCAGUGACUAUGAGGCCAAUGAUCCCUGGGUCCAGCAGUUCAUCGUCAAUCUGGAACAGCAGAUGACAGAGUUCAAGGCUGGACUGUCUCCAGUGAUUUAUGAUACUCUCACUGGUCUUAUGACCAGUCUCAUAGCCAUUGAACUGGAGAAAGUGCUGCUCAAAUCCACCUUCAGCAGGCUCGGCGGUCUGCAGUUCGACAAGGAGCUGAGGUCCCUCAUAGCCUAUCUCACCACAGUCACCACAUGGACUAUCCGUGACAAGUUUGCCCGUCUUUCCCAAAUGGCCACCAUCCUCAACCUGGAAAGGGUGACAGAGAUUCUGGAUUACUGGGGUCCAAACUCGGGCCCGCUCACCUGGCGCCUGACUCCCGCCGAGGUGCGGCAGGUGCUGGCUCUCCGCAUCGACUUCCGCAGCGAGGACAUCAAGCGCCUGCGCCUGUAGUUGGUCCCUGCUUGGAUCAGCACCACGCUGCAGCUAAGGGCAGGAAGGUUGCAGUCCUGGAGCCUGCCCACAUCCUGUCCUGGGGCUGUUUGAUGGUGUGGCAAUGGGAUGAUGUCUGCCCUUCUGCUCGCAUUCCUUGGAGCAAAGGGUUUUCCUGGGCCUGGUGAGAAGACCUGCCGUCCUUCUGUGGGAGCAGAAACAUGGCACCAGAGGAAUCUCUCAUGCUGAGAGCAGGAUGAUGCUGUUUCUCAGAACACAGGCCAGUGCCUGCUCCUGACUCCCUGUGCUCUGCUGCCCUGCAGGAGGCCACAGGCCAGGACAGGUGGGGUUCAAAUAUGGGUCUGCUGCUGCAGCUGUGUUCCCUCUGUGCCCCCAGUUUAAGGGUCAGCUUCUGGAGUCACAAAUGCUGAGCCCUGGCUCUCUCCUGGUGGUGGUGGGAACUGUUCUGUGGAAGGGAAAAGGAGUGAUUUCCUUGGGAAGGUGCUUGGAAAAUCACUAGAAAGCCUCUGAAGGAAGUGGGGCUGUGUCCCUGCUGGCUCUGUACAGUUAUUCUGUAAAUAAACCUUGCUUGGUUGAGUUGCA